Messenger RNA from Hevea brasiliensis (rubber tree), 4849 nucleotides. RefSeq names its product myosin-2. Gene Ontology annotation, molecular function: actin filament binding; ATP binding; microfilament motor activity. Gene Ontology annotation, cellular component: cytoplasm; vesicle; myosin complex. Gene Ontology annotation, biological process: vesicle transport along actin filament; actin filament organization. The transcript is spliced from 25 exons. Lineage: Eukaryota; Viridiplantae; Streptophyta; Magnoliopsida; Malpighiales; Euphorbiaceae. The coding region runs from base 697 to 4362 and encodes 1221 amino acids. The record is from RefSeq and is a predicted model, not a curated record.
AAAGCUUAAUGCAGAAAAGAGAGAAAACCUCGACUUUCCAUAUUAGCAGCUCAGCCUUCUCAGCUUUUUACAGGGUUCCAGACUGCUUGCAUUGCUCUCAUCAAGCUAAGCAUUCUAUUUUUCUUUCCAAAGAAUUCCUUUUUUUUUUUUUUUAAAUAAAUAUAUAUUUUAUUUUUUUCCCUAAUCAGAUCUAGACCGUUUCACAAGUAACGAAUUCGCCAACUCACCACCUAACCUUAAAAUUUGAAUUUCUGCAAAAGCAACAACAAUAGCGAAAGCAGAAGAAGCAGAAGCUGAAUUCUGUUUUAGCAAAACGGAAAACAGAAACCCCUUUUCUUUUUUCUUCUCCCUCGACCCCUAAACCACCAAAACUAGCUUGGUUUUUUUACUAUCUAUCUGUGUAAGUUUCGUUGUUCGUCUUAACAACCUUUGCACUCUCUUUUAACCAAGCUUGUCACUGAGUUUUUUUUUUUGGUUCGUGCAACGGCGGAAACAGAAACAACCACAACAUUUCCUUUUUUCUUCUCUACCUGUCCUGCAAUUUUUAACCAUAGAGUUCUGUAAUUCUUAUCGUAAUUCGUUUUUUCGGGGACUGGUUUGGAGAGGCAGCGUAGCGUGGCGUCGCGUCCAUUGAGACACCAUUUUUUUGGGGUUAUGAAAUUGGUUUUGUAAUUGAAGGAAUAAAUUGCAAUAAAAAUGAUGUUGUCUGCGUCACCGGCAGCGGUGGCAAGGAGCUCAUUGGAGGAGAUGCUGGACUCGCUGCGGCAGCGAGAUGAGGCCUUGGAGAAGUCCAAAGACCUGCCGCCUGCUUUGCCAGCUCGGCCCACCUCAAGGGCACGACUUCCCUCUGCGCGGCACUCACUGCCCACAGACUUCAAGGUAGAUGCCAAUGGCCAACUGGAGAGCAAAGUGGAAAUUGAAAUUAAUAAAGGAAAGGAGGAUACAAAGAGGAAGGGGAAGCAAUUAGGGUGCAAGACAGGAAGUUUUGGAAGCAAGAAGAUGAAGAAAGAUCAGAAUUGUGUGGAUUCAAAUCCUUAUGCAGAGGAGAAGAACAAGCCAGCAAAGGGGCCUGUUAUUAGUUCAAUGCCAAACAUAGAAGAGCCAGAGUGGGAUGGCAACAUUGGUUAUUUUAUCAAGAAGAAACUACGUAUCUGGUGUCAGCUCCCAAAUGGUCGUUGGGGUUCAGGAAAUAUACAAUCAACUUCUAGGGAUGAAGCAGUUGUUUCGUUUUCAGCUGGAAAUUUUGUAAAGGUGUCUACAGCAGACCUCUUGCCUGCAAACCCAGAUAUCCUUGAAGGCGUAGAUGAUCUUAUAAAGCUUAGUUAUUUGAAUGAGCCAUCAGUUCUUUACAAUCUUAAAUAUCGAUAUUCUCAGGAUAAGAUUUAUAGCAAAGCAGGGCCAGUUUUAAUUGCCAUAAAUCCCUUCAAAGCUGUUCCAUUUUAUGGAAAUGAAGUUGCCAAAGCAUACAAGCAGAAGCUUAUGGAUAGUCCUCAUGUUUAUGCUAUAGUGGACACUGCUUACAAUGAGAUGAUGAGAGAUGAAAAAAACCAAUCCAUAAUCAUAAGUGGUGAAAGUGGAGCUGGGAAAACUGAGACAGCAAAGCAUGCAAUGCAAUACUUGGCAACUCUGGGUGGUGGCACUAGUGGCAUAGAGCAUGAGAUUCUUCAGACCAACUGCAUACUUGAAGCAUUCGGAAAUGCAAAAACAUCCAGGAAUGGCAACUCCAGUAGAUUUGGGAAGCUGAUUGAGAUUCAUUUCAGCAUAAUGGGGAAGAUAUGUGGUGCUAAAAUUCAGACUUUUCUGCUAGAAAAGUCAAGAGUAGUUCAGCUGGCCAAGGGUGAAAGAUCAUACCAUAUAUUUUACCAACUUUGUGCUGGUGCUCCAUCAAUUCUUAGAGAGAGAUUGAACGUUAAAAUGGCUAGCGAGUACAACUAUCUUAACCAGAGUGAGUGCUUGGUAAUUGAUGGUGUCAAUGAUGCCCUGAACUUUCAUAAGCUUAUGGAAGCCUUAGACAUUAUUCAAAUUUACAAAGCUGAUCAGGAGCAGAUAUUUUCAAUGCUUGCUGCAAUAUUAUGGCUUGGAAACAUAUCAUUUCAAGUGAUUGACAACGAAAAUCAUGUGGAGGUGUUGGCUGAUGAAGCUAUAGCAACUGCUGGCAGGCUGAUGGGUUGUAAUAUCCAGGACUUGACACUUGCUUUAUCAACCCAUAAAAUUCGAUGUGGAAAGGAUGAUAUUGUUAAAAAAUUGACAUUCCGGCAGGCAAUUGAUAGAAGAGAUGCAUUGGCAAAGUUUAUCUAUGCAAGCUUGUUUGAUUGGCUUAUGGAUCAAAUCAACAAGUCACUUGAAGUGGGCAAAAUGUGUACUGGGAGAUCCAUAAAUAUCCUUGAUAUUUAUGGUUUUGAGUCAUUUAAGAAUAAUAGCUUUGAACAAUUUUGCAUAAAUUAUGCAAAUGAAAGGCUGCAGCAGCAUUUCAACAGGCAUCUAUUUAAACUUGAACAGGAGGAUUAUGAAGGGGAUGGGAUUGAUUGGACUAAAGUUGAUUUUGCUGACAACCAAGAAUGCUUAAACCUCUUUGAGAAGAAACCUUUGGGGUUACUAUCUUUGUUGGAUGAGGAAUCAAAUUUCCCCAAUGCCACUGAUUUGACUUUUGCCAAUAAGCUUAAGCAGCACUUGAGCAGUAGUCCUCACUUUAAAACUGAAAGAGGGAGGGCUUUUGCCAUUCAUCAUUAUGCUGGAGAGGUUGUAUAUGAUACAAAUGGCUUUCUGGAAAAGAACAGAGAUCCACUGCACUCUGAUUUCUUGCAACUACUAUCAUCAUGCAGUUGCCAAUUGCCGCAGUUGUUUGUCUCCAGAAUGUCUAAUCAAUCCCAGUAUCUGAAAUUUACAAGUUCAUUAUGCCAAUCUGGUGGAUUGGAAUCCUCAACGCAAAGUGUUGGUACUAAGUUCAAGGGCCAACUAUUCAAACUAAUGCGCCAGCUGGAGAAUACCACAUCUCACUUCAUUCGCUGCAUAAAACCAAAUACUAAGCAGCUUCCUGGAGUCUAUGAAGACGAUCUUGUCUUACAACAACUUCGAUGUUGUGGAGUUUUGGAGGUGGUUAGGAUUUCGAGAUCUGGGUAUCCUACUCGAAUAACUCAUCAAGACUUCGCACGAAGGUAUGGCUUCCUACUCUGGGAGACAAAUGUAUCUCAGGAUCCAUUAAGCAUAUCAGUUGCUGUUCUACAACAAUUCAAUGCAGCGCCUGAAACGUAUCAAGUUGGUUAUACCAAAGUGUUUCUUCGAACGGGCCAGAUUGCUAAAUUGGAGGAGCAGAGAAAGCAAGUUCUGCAAGGCAUACUUGGGCUCCAAAAAUGUUUCCGUGGCUUCCUAGCUCGUCGUGAUCUAAAUGAAGUGAAAAAAGGAGCGACAAUAUUACAGUCAUUUGUCCGUGGUGAAAAUGCCCGAAGGAAGUAUAAAUGUAUGCCAAAGAGUUGCACAGUUAGUGCUUCCCUCACAGUUGAUAUUGAUAAUCACCUGGUGGCAAUUAUAUACUUACAGUCUGCAAUCCGUGGUUGGUUGGCUCAGAAGCAAUUACGUGACAAGUAUAAAUUGAAGAACUUAAGUCAUGAGAAUCCAAAUUCUAAACGAAAGCUAGGAAAAAAGAUUUCAGAAGUGAAGGUCAUACCACAAGAGCAAGUUGAGAUUCAGACUUCGAUUUUGGCAGAACUUCAAAGGAGGGUCACUAAAGCAGAAGUAGCUCUAGUGCAAAAGGAAGAGGAAAAUGCUGCAUUGCGGGAGCAAUUACAACUGUUUGAAAGACGAUGGGCAGAAUAUGAGGGAAAGAUGAAAACAAUGGAAGAAACAUGGCAAAUGCAGAUGGAAUCAUUGCAAACAAGCCUGGUUGCAGCCAGAAAAAGUCUUGCUGCUGAUAACACUACUGGUCAACAUGGAAGACUUGAUUCUUUUGCAUCACCUCGGUAUUAUGAUUCUGAGGAUAAUGUUUCCUCAGGACUUCGAACUCCUGGUGGAAGCACACCCAACAAAAUGUCUCUUGCCAUUCAUGAUGGAAGAGUAGGGAGAGAGACUAAUGGCUCUAUAAAUGCAAUCAGCAUUCUUGCAAAGGAAUUUGAGCAACAGAGACAAAAUUUUGAUGAUAAUGCCAAAGCACUAGCUGAGGUUAAAGCAGCACAACCUGCUUCUUCUGAUGCAGAACUUAGAAAACUGAAAUUAAGAUUCGAGACAUGGAAGAAAGACUACAAGGUAAGAUUACGAGAGACAAAGGCGAGGCUUAACAAACUUGGGCAUGGAGAAAUUGAAAGAAGAACUCGAAAAUGGUGGGGAAAGAUAGGGUCAAAAGGAUUUCAACGUUCUUCCCAUACAUGAUUAUCAUUUUUCACUUGGGGUGGGAAUGGGAAUGGGGAGAUAAGGGGUGGAGGCAGCUCAAGGAAUGCAUGAGAAAUGAUGUUACGAAAUCAUCACUUACUUUCCCCAUUGUGAAGCGGUUGCAUUGCUUUUGAAAGCUCCCGCAAUUGAUCCAUGUUGUGAAGGUAGCUUAGUAAGAGAAAAUGUAUUUAUGUAUCCACCAAAUUGUAGAUCGAUGAAGGAUUGAUGAUCAUGUAUAGUUAGGUUUGUCCGAGAGAUUUCUGCCGCACUCUCUCUCUCUCUCUCUCUCUCUCUCUCUCUCUCUCUCUCUCUCUCUCUUCAUACUAGGCUAGGCAAUUUGUAUAUAUUCUGUUGUCAUAGAUGUAAUGAGACAUACUUGGUAGUCCACCAAGCAUGCAAAUGUGAAAUGAAAUUGUAGUACCAAGCAUACGGUUUGGAGAACGAUUGUAGCAAUGUUAAAAUUGAUGCCAUAUAAUGAUUCCAGAUA